AUGGCCAAAGUGUUCUGCAGCCUCCUGCUUCUGGGAAGUACAAUGAUGACAGCCACUGCAUGCCCCAAGUACUGUGUCUGCCAGAACUUGUCUGAGUCUCUAGGCACCCUGUGUCCUUCGAAAGGCUUGUUAUUUGUCCCACCUGAUAUUGACCGUCGGACUGUCGAGCUGAGGCUGGGGGGGAACUACAUUAUCAGGAUUACACAGCAGGAUUUUGUCAACAUGACUAGUCUUGUGGACUUGACGCUUUCCCGGAACACCAUAAGCUCCAUCCAGCCUUUCUCUUUUGUGGAUCUUGAGACUUUACGCUCACUCCAUCUGGACAGCAACCGCCUAACCGAACUUGGCCCAGAUGCUCUGAGAGGUCUGGUCAACUUGCAGCACCUCAUUCUGAAUAACAAUCAGCUGGGCCACAUCUCCAAAGAGACCUUUGAUGACCUGCUGCUAACACUGGAGGAUCUGGACCUGUCCUACAACAACUUGCGGAGUGUACCCUGGGAGUCUAUUCGCAAGAUGCUCAGCUUGCACCAGCUCAGCCUUGACCACAACCUCAUCAGCCACAUUUCUGAGGGCACUUUUACAGACUUGGACAAGUUGGCCAGGCUUGACCUCACAUCAAACCGGCUCCAGAAGCUUCCGCCAGAUCCCAUAUUUGCACGGUCUCAGACCAAUGUGGUGCUGAGUACACCAUAUGCUCCUGUGCUGUCUCUUAGUUUCAGUGGAAACCCGCUUCAUUGUAAUUGCGAGAUUUUGUGGUUGAGACGAUUUGAGCGUGAGGAUGACAUGGAGACUUGUGCAUCUCCUCCGAAUCUAAAGGGGCGGUACUUUUGGUAUGUGCGUGAGGAGGAGUUUAUCUGUGAGCCACCUUUGAUUACUCAGCAUACGCACAAACUUCUGGUGCUUGAAGGCCAGACGGCCAGCCUACGCUGCAAGGCAGUGGGUGACCCCAUGCCUUACAUACACUGGGUGGCUCCUGAUGACCGACUUAUCAGUAAUUCAUCACGAGCCACUAUUUACGAGAAUGGCACCCUGGACAUCAUGGUCACCACCUCCAAGGAUUAUGGCACCUUCACUUGCAUCGCCUCCAACGCUGCAGGAGAAUCCACUGCCUCAAUUGAACUCUCCAUCAUUCAGCUGCCUCAUCUCAGCAAUGGCACUAACCGCACCUCCCAGCCCAAGUCCAGGCUGUCUGACAUCACCAGCUCUACAAAGACCAGCAAAGGGGAGACCAAACCCCAGCCAGAACAGGUGGUGUCUGUGUCAGAGGUCACAUCUGUCUCUGCCCUGGUCAAGUGGACAGUGAGCAAAACAGCUCCCAAGGUGAAAAUGUACCAGCUCCAGUACAACUGCUCAGAUGAUGAGGUCCUGAUUUACAGGAUGAUACCGUUUGCCAGCCGAGCCUUUGUGGUCAACAACUUGAUGCCAGGGAUGCAGUAUGACCUGUGCGUGCUGGCCAUCUGGGACGACACUGCCACCACCCUCACUGCCACCAACAUCGUGGGCUGCGUUCAGUUUGUGACUCGUGACGACUACCCUCGCUGCCAGUCUCUUCACAGGCAGUUCCUUGGUGGAACUAUGAUCUUGGUGAUCGGUGGUGUGAUCGUUGCGACUCUCCUGGUCUUCAUUGUCAUCCUCAUGGUGCGCUACAAAGUGAGUAGCUCUUCCCAAGUUGCCAAGCUUGUAUCAGUGAGCAACACUUACUCUCAAACCAAUGGUGGAAUGCAGGCAGCACAGUUGGUCAAUGGGGCUCCUCCACCUCCGGCCCCCAAAGCCGUAGUUGUGAUGCAUGAUGAGGUUGUAGAGUUUAAGUGUGGCUCUUUGCAAAGCAGCCUCUCUUCCACUUCCUCAACAGACUCGAUUGGCAGUGAGAAGGUGCGGCGUUAUGACCCGUGUGCCGAGUCCAGCACUGGACCUCACAGAUGGAAGCAUGCUCCAGCUAAAACAAGGGCAAAUCUAGACCACCUGCUUGGAGCUUUUGCCUCUCUCGACAUAAAAGCUCCAGCCAGGGAUCCAGGUAACCGUUCCUCCACAGGGGCCAUCAUGGCAGCCAUGGAUAUUCUUUCAGACAAGGAGCCACUGCUGGGCCGUGGGGACUCCAGGCUGGGCCGCUUGCUCAAGCUGCCGCUGGAGAACAAGCCCAAGCGCAGUCACUCCUUUGACAUGGGUGAUGUUGGUGUUUCGCAGUGCCUUAGCUACCCACAGCGUAUCAGCAACAUCUGGACUAAAAGGAGCCUGUCAGUGAAUGGCAUGCUGCUGCAGUGCGAUGAGAGUGAAGGGGAAGGAGAUAAAGGGACACUUGACAGCUCUGAAUGGGUCAUGGAGAGUACAGUCUGA
Neoarius graeffei (lesser salmon catfish) is the source of this 2334-nucleotide messenger RNA. RefSeq names its product leucine-rich repeat and fibronectin type-III domain-containing protein 2. Gene Ontology annotation, cellular component: postsynaptic density membrane; cell surface. Gene Ontology annotation, molecular function: protein binding. Bases 1 to 2334 code for a protein of 777 amino acids. The record is from RefSeq and is a predicted model, not a curated record. NCBI's taxonomy places the organism in Eukaryota, Metazoa, Chordata, Actinopteri, Siluriformes, Ariidae. The transcript is spliced from 2 exons.